Pseudovirgaria hyperparasitica is the source of this 6213-nucleotide messenger RNA. RefSeq lists its product as uncharacterized. Bases 305 to 6022 code for a protein of 1905 amino acids. NCBI's taxonomy places the organism in Eukaryota, Fungi, Ascomycota, Dothideomycetes, Acrospermales, Acrospermaceae. The record is from RefSeq and is a predicted model, not a curated record. Gene Ontology annotation, molecular function: guanyl-nucleotide exchange factor activity. The transcript has 2 exons.
CCUUGCCGCCCAUUCGAUUCGAAACACCGGCACCCAUUGCCAUUCCGCGCCCUGCAAGGCUCAUUGGUUCAUGCAACGACCUCGUUGCUUCAUUGCUGGCAGUGACUUGGACACGCCUCUUGGCCCCUGCAACCUUCUUCCGGAAGAAUAUCCAGCUUAGCAUCGCCUCGUUGUCUCUGAUCCAACCAGUCAGGUUUGGUCGAUUGGCGUGCGAAGUCCGGCCAGCUCGCGUCCCGCCCUUCCCACUGGCCCCGGGGAAUACCUCAGCAGAAAAACCGGAAAUUAUGCUGGAGUAUCGACAGUCAUGUCGCGCCUCUCUCCUCAAGACCGCCUAGACGAGCCUUGGGACAGUUCUGCUGUCAAUGCCUACUUCGAAGGCGAAACCCCGGACUUUGAACACGUCACUGGCGUGUUCGGUAUUGACAGGAACAGCUCGAACUUCACAGAUCCCCACGACUUUUAUCGCCUCCCAACAUCUGCCUCCCGUUCGAAUGACCUAGUCGUAGACAACAGCAUGACAUCUGCUGCUAGGCAACGUCCAUCACAGCCAAAUGGCACCAGAACAAUUCCAAGACCAGGAUUCCGCUCAGCUUCGGGCCCCGCAAGCUCAACACCUACAUUCAAGUCGACGACCACAUUGCCAUCCACUAAUCGUCAACAGGUUCGGAACCUUGUUGACAGAUUCAAUCAACCGACAGUAUCGAGUACUGCGCACUCUACGAAAAGAUAUUAUCGUCCUGCGCGUGCCUCACUCGGCUCAAAGCCUCCAGCUUUAUCAACCCCCUCGAAAUCGACCUCCAAUCCUACAAGCCCCGUGAGCCUUUCUCAAAACGAUGGCGAGCCGAACAAACUCUUCAAACCUAAACAUAAAGGCCAGUACCCUCCCGCAAUGGGUCCUUCGGUCACAAUAGGUGGUCUUUCAGGCGCAAAGGAUCAAGAUCUGGCAGCGACUGUGCUACGCUCACCACAUCGACAAGUGCAUCAGCAUCCCGUCAGACCCUCACGACCUGCGUUAUUUGGCGAAAUAGCAUUGAGUCCAGAUGGUAUGGUCGAUUUAUCGAGGGCUCCUACUCAUCCAGGAGAGCAGCAGACUUGGACAGACGGAAGCAUGCAUCGACCAAAUGCCAUGUUUCCUCGAGGGGGCCAUAGCCGAACGCGAUCCUACCAAGACGCGUCGCCAAUAACAGAUCUUCAUGACUUCCACGCAAGUGGAUCCGGAUUUGCUGCACAUCGGAAGUCGCGAAGUGAAGCAUACAACUUCACACAACAACCAUAUGUCGCGUCAACGGAUGUGUCCCCGAAUCGAAGUAGAUCCCCUCGUUCAAGAAUCCCUGUCCGUUCAAAGAGGACAAGUGGACAUUCUGAGUCCGGCUCAUCGACUUCUUCACGAACAGGGUCGAUUGUCAGCGAGUCACGUUACACAUCUGCUUCACCUCCCAAGGACUCGCGUCUCCCGACUGGCCCACAGUCGAGAGCACAGGCAGCAAAAUGCAAUGGUAGACCCAAGACACCGCCCACGAUAUUAAUGGCCAAACGCUAUGAAGGAACACCUGUGUCUUCUCCCAACGGCAGCAGCUUGAAAGCUGUCAUACAUCCUUCUUUGCCGAAAUUGUCACCACCGCUCCGUACCUCUCGAAGUCGACAGCCAUUACCGACAGUAGCCUCCACGAAUCGACCCAAAGAACCAAAGAGCCCAGUGCACGCAAAGAAGGGCAGCACUGGUUUAGGAGGCGCGAAUUUCGCAGCACGUCGAAGCCUGUUUGAGAGCUCAUCACAGGAAAGCCUGAAAAAACGAUCAAUACCAUUGAGGAAGAAAAAGAGUGGUCUUAGUAGUGCACAACAGAGUCCGACUAUAGAGGUGACGCCAGAGACGGUCAAAGCUCCUGCUCGGACUGAGCCGGCGGUGUCCUCUGUGGGGAUUGAUCUCAAAGUCGAGACAAUCCACCUCCCCGUAGCAGCCAACAACACAGAGCCAUCAUCAGGUAAUACCAAUUUCGAAGCCGAUGAGUCUCCAGUAUUAGGCAUGCCAGGACAGUUUCCCAGCAACUCACCAUAUAUGGACUCGGAGGCUGUGACUGAUGAAUACGACCCAGCCAUUCCGCGAGCUGAAGGUGAGGACACGGAGGCAUCCAGAUCUAACCAGGGAUAUCCGGCUCUCCAAACACCAGGUCGGAGCUCAGGUCCAGAACUUGACUACGUCUUCGGUGAUGAUAUCGAUACCCAAGACGAUUUUUCGACUGGGCUAGAUGGCGCCUCAGACGGAUCCAGAAUUUCCCAGUAUCGCAAUGAUGCUAGCAACCCACCUAGUGCUGGUACUGGUAGUCACCGAAACACAACCUACUCGCAUAACACCAGUGAGGAUGAUCUGGAAUCCAUAUAUGUGCAAUUAGCAGAGACACCAGGUCCAGAAAGCAUUCGCAAUCAACAUUGGUCGGAAAACUAUUCCAGAGCUGGUCCGUCUGAUCAACCAUUGGCGAUAAGACCACUUCGACCUUCUGUGAGGCUACCGCAUGAUAGUUCCACUACCGAUCGACCAUAUCUGCUGCAUGGGUCUAGUGAGGACCCUUCUCCAUCGAGUGCUGGAGCAACUUUCUUUCAGGAGGAUGAUUCACCCAUAGAUGCCUCAAGACCACAACAUAGCGAAACUGGUCAUCUCGCGGGAGAGUUCAAGUCGGUCCGUCUAUCCACAGGCGUAACGAUUAGUGCCGAGGCGUAUAAAAGUCUCCAGGCUCUCCUUGACUUCUAUGAGGUGAAUGAUGUAACUGAAGACGUUGCCGGAGAGGUACAAGAGCAGGUAAGGCAAUCAAUUUCGGCUGAUGUUGCUGCACAAGGAACAUGGUCCUCAAAGCCAGAGGCCAUCGCCUUUUUGCAGAGUGUAAUACGCGAUGUCGACGAGGCCGUGUGCCACGAUUCGCAGACUCUAGUGUGGUCGGAGCGAGGCAGACGUAGCCAUAAUACGACGGCCGGCGAGGAAGAGUACGAGCACGAUGGCUCCGGCGGAACUGCGAUCAUCUUGGAGCCACAGAGGUAUUCUAGAGAGGGUGUGAGCCGAGCUCCAUGGGAGCAACAGCAACGACAAGAACAACAACUUUUCGAGGAGGAAAGGCGACGCGAACGCGCUAUGGAGGAUCACGUGAUCGACUCACAGUGGAGGACUUCGCCAGAUCAUGUCUCGGCUGCACAGCUUGGCUAUGCAGCACAAUCGCGUCGAGCAAACAACCGUCAAGACUCGAAUAAUGACAACCAAUUGCCCGAGAUACCAGCCACUGGGGGAGGUCUUGGCCUCGCCAUCAAAGUCACAGCCCCUGAUGAGCCUCUGCGCGUACCAAUAAACUCACCUCCAUCGAUCCCGGGCCGACGGAUGCCUCCCGUUGUUGAUGGUGCGAUGUACUCGCCUGCUACGCCGAGCAUAUACAGCCGCGAAUCUCAAGCUGCAAAUUUCUCCGUGAUAGCAAUGGAUCCUGGACAUGCUCUCGGCCAAGGUUCUAAACAAGACUUAUCCAUACCGGGUGAUUAUGCUCUGCCUAGUGAGGGGGAGGCGCCAUCGCCAUCUAAGUCACCCUCAAAAUCGUUUCGAUCGGCCGCAUCUGACAGACCGUCAACGUCCAGCGAAGAAAAGCGCUCGCCGGCCUACUACACGCCGGUUGUCACCAUUGAUAAAGAGACCCCAGAAGGCAAACGGCUCCUUAAGAGGCGCAACCUAAUGCGCGAACUUUACGACACAGAAGACAGCUACCACCAAGAUCUUGUCAUCAUGGUUGAGAUCUAUAGAGACAGCGCCGAGAUGGUCAUGACGGCGGAGGACAAAAAGGCCUUGUUCGCAAAUUGUGAAUAUGUGCGCAGAUUCUCUGCCGACAUGAAAGACGCCAUCAAGAGAGCCAUUGAACCUGUGUACGUCCCCAAGGCCAGUAACAAGAUAUGGGGUCAGAACGAAAACGACAUUGCGGAAGGAAACCCGGAAGUGAUGCAUCUGGACCCAGAACGCGAUCGCAAGACAAGAGUUGGCCACUUCAUGGAUCGAUCCUUGAAUCAAAUGGAGUCUGUAUAUGGUGAAUACAUAAAGAAUCAUGGAAGAGCCAACGAGCGUUUGCUUCAACUAACAACAGGCAAAGAAUCCGGACCGAAGAUGAAAACAUGGAUGGAUGUCUGCAUUGAACAGUCAAACGACCUAACACGCGCUUGGAACCUGGACGCCUUACUAGUCAAGCCGACACAGCGCAUUUUGAAAUACCCACUUAUACUUGCAGGGCUCGUGGAAUGCACAAAUCCGGAUCACCCUGACUAUGACAAGCUCAAACAAGUCCAGAAGCAAAUCAUUGAAAUUUCGACCCGCAUCAAUGAGAACACUAAACGUGAAGAGUUGAUGACCCAGGUCAAUCUGAAAUAUCAAAAAGCGCGCGACAAGCCGAAUAUGUCUACCGCCUUUGGACGAGCACUCGGCCGCCGCAAAGAGGUCCUUAGAGACCAAGUCGGCCUUGGAACUACCGUUGACGAUCCUGUAUAUGACGGCAUCGCACAAAAAUUCGGUGGCCAUUUCUUCCAACUUCAGAUUGUCAUGAGGGAUGUUGAAAAGCAUAUGGCAGAAUUACAGACGUAUAUGGAUACCGCCUGUGCCUUUGUCAAUACUGUCACCGAUUGGGCCGCUGUUGGCCACCUAGGAGAUGUGCCCAGAGUCACUCAUCCGGAGCUAGAGAGCAAAUGGCGCAAGUAUGCACAGGUUUACAAAGAGAUCGCCCUUGUUGCAUUACCUGAACAUAAAGCUGUUGUCCAAAAGUCUGUCAUCAAGCCUAUCCAACAAUUGUGGAAGCUGCACGACAACCCUCAGGUUAUGAUGUACAGGCGGAAAAAGAAGAUGGGAGACUACUUACGUUACAAAGCUUUGAAAGAUAAGGGAGAAAAAAUGGACAAGAAGACGAUCGAAUCGGGGGAGCAAUGGCUAGCUUUAAGCGACACUCUUAAGCUCGAACUUCCCAAGCUCUACAAUCUCACCAAGAAACUCAUCGAAAGCGUUCUCAAAAAUUUGAUUGAUAUACAGAUCACCUGGCAGGUCAUCUGGCACAAGAAGCUUAAGACUGCGAUCUACGAUGUUCGACCCACGGGUGACUUCAACCAAGACCUGAUAAAUCUAGAAAAAGAAUUCAAGACCGACUACAAUCUUAUGCCAAGCGAGGCCAACAAGCUUGCCAUAUGCAACCGAACCCUCGUCAACGAGAUACCUAAUUAUCUGUCACCCAUUCCAGGCAUCACGACGGACGACUUUGAUACUGGACGUCGCACUGGAAGCCGCACUCAAUCAAUGAGCAGUGACAAGUCUGUCAACUCCAUUAUAUGGUCUCCACCCAUCGUUCCUGGUACGCAGCCUCACCAUACUUCACAGGCUGCGAAUGAUCGCGUGGCUGCCCACAGUGGGCGCUAUCAGCCAUCUUCGUCUGCUACACAACUUCCCCACUAUCCUCCCCAGCUUGAUGGCUCCGGUGAGUUAUCUGCUCGCGCAAGGUAUCGAUCUAGUACUGGACAAUCAAGUGGUUCCAACACACCACGUCUAUCUCUCAUGGAAGCUACAAUCUUCCCGUCGUCUCGCCCGUCGACCUCCACGGCUCGCUCCGAUCCUUCUUUGCUCCUACAAGGACGCCAAAGUCUCGAGACCGGCGACUACCGCCCACCGACUGGCUCUACUUAUGACACUGCCAAUCGAUCCUCGAACGGCCGGUCCUCUUCUAUAUUCUCCUCUGCCAUGCCCAUGUCAGAUUCGCCCGCCCUCACUCGUGCUGAUAGCCCAGAUAGCUCCGAUUCCAAAGAUCCGGAUGUUCUCUUCCUCGCUGCCAGCCUGUUUGAGUUUAAUAUUGCACAUGAUCGUCGCGAAGGAGGCUAUCCUUACCUGGUCUAUGUCCCUGGGGAGGUCUUUGAUGUUCUUGGUACCAAAGGUGAACUUUGGCUUGCCCGUAACCAGGACGAUGCAAGCAAGAAGAUUGGCUGGAUCUGGGAAAAACAUUUUGCUCGAAUUUUGCCUGAAACUAUCUAGGCAACUCUGGAUAAAGUGCGCUCGAUUCUACACCGAGAUAUCCGCCGCCACUGCUACGAAUUUCAUUCACUGUUUCUACUCGAUUAUUGCGCCGAUACCACCGCCACGACUAUUCCACGACCGUCCCGAACUUGUGUAAUUGCCUCAUCAUGAUCACGUUUACGGAGUUGGUGUCCAGAGUUGGGGAAUAC